GCGAUGAUUGGGGCGUGACCUCCCCUUUCCCAUCACCCCCCGCGCCCGCCGGGCCCGAACCCGGAAGCUCCCAACGCAAAAAAUUCCCAAAAAUCCCAAAAAUUCCCAAAAAUUCCCAAAAAUUCCCAAAAAAAAUCUCCGGGAUCGCCGCCAAUUCCCCCCCCGGGCCCGCCAUGACUUUGUUCCACUUCGGGAAUUGCUUCGCGCUCGCCUAUUUCCCUUAUUUCAUCACCUACAAGUGCAGCGGCCUGUCCGAGUACAGCGCCUUCUGGCGCUGCGUCCAGGCCGGAGCCACCUACGUACUGGUGCAACUGGGAAAGAUGCUGUUCCUGGCCACGUUUUUCCCCACCUGGGAGGGGCCCUCGGGCGGAUACGACCUGGUGGGGGAAUUCCUGCGGGCCACGGUGGACGUGGCCGAUCUCGGGGGGCUCCAGCUGGCCCUGGGCCGGGGCGGGGGGAGGGGCGAGCUCCGAAUCCUGGUGGCCGCCCUGGGCUGGGCCAGCGCCGAGCUGCUGACGGCCAGGUGCGUCCCGCUGUGGGUCGGGGCCCGGGGGGUGGAGUUUGACUGGAGACACCUCCAGAUGGGGCUGGACUCCAACAUCAGCCUGGUGAGAACUGGGGGGACUGGGACAAACUGGGAGGGA
Molecule: messenger RNA, 644 nt
Organism: Cyanistes caeruleus (blue tit)
Lineage: Eukaryota; Metazoa; Chordata; Aves; Passeriformes; Paridae
Source: RefSeq, a predicted model, not a curated record